CUUCCUCUUCUCUUCUUCCCAUCAUCAACAACCAUCUUUCUUCCUCUCCCUUACACAACAGCAAAACCUUCAAUACAAUUGAUACUCAACAAUCAUGGCACCCCACCUCCGCACCACAACCCGCUCAACAGGCCUCAUCGUCGGCCUCGCCGGCACCGCCUCCGCCGCCCCUCUAUUGUUUUUCCUCCCGGGCGCCGAAGAACGUCUCGCGAUGCAGGCCGCGAAAUGGGGCCCCAGAUGGAACCGCGGGUUCGCGCAUUUUGAGCGCGGCGUGCAACAUGGUGCGAGGAGCGUGGAGCCUGGUGUGAAGAGGGGCGUGCAGGUUGUGGAGCCACCGUUGAAGAGGGCUGCGUUAGCGAUUGAUCGGAAUAUUAAGGCGAAUUUGAAGUGGGCGAGUCCGAGGAAGUAGAGGGGUGGAUGGCAGGGAGGGGAAGAAGAAGCAUACGAGUAUAGACGCAUUGCAUGGUCGAUGGAUGGACUGGCAUAUCAUACAGAGGCAUAGAUGAUUAGAUGGUGCAUGUGCGGGCGAUGUAUUGAUCGAUAGACCAGGUAGAUACUUUGGUUACCGAUGUAUACAAUGAACCUGUGUGGUUCACAUAUUGAUUGUGCUUCGUAUUCAGUGGAUAGACAAGUGUUGAGAGACG
Messenger RNA from Mollisia scopiformis, 644 nucleotides. RefSeq lists its product as uncharacterized. Bases 95 to 409 code for a protein of 104 amino acids. NCBI's taxonomy places the organism in Eukaryota, Fungi, Ascomycota, Leotiomycetes, Helotiales, Mollisiaceae. The record is from RefSeq and is a predicted model, not a curated record. The transcript has 2 exons.